AUGGAUCUACCACAUAUUGACUUAUCAAAAUUUGAUGGUAUAGCAUUUAUUUGGUUUGAUGCUGAAAUGACUAGUGGUAUAGAAGUGUAUAACACUCUAAGUUCGCCGGAUGAAUGGGUUAUUUAUGGAAGAAUAGAUUCAUGUGAAGAAUCCAUACGUGAUCGUUUAAAAAAUAAACGAAUAUUUUUGGUAACAUCCGGCCGUUUGGGUAAUAAAAUUGUUGGAUCGAUUCAUGAUCUUCCACAGUUACAUUUGAUUUAUGUCUUUUGUCAAGAUAUUAAACGUCAUUCAGAAUGGGCUGAUACGUUUACUAAAAUACAAUUAGUCUGUAACAAUGAGAAAGAUCUAAUAUCAAACUUAGCAAUUGACGUAGCAAAAAUGUGUGUAAAUAUCGGUGAUCAACAUUCAAAACUAAAUGAACAUAAAAACGCAUUAGUAUGGUACGAAAGAGGACUUGAAAAGAUGAAACAAUACGAUGGUCCAACCAAAAAUGAAUUAACCAAAAAUGAAUUAACCAAAAAUGAAUUUGUCAAUUCAUUAAGAUAUAAAAUAGAUAGGAGUACAGCAGCAUGUCGGGUAAGAAAUCAGUCCUACUAUUAG
Molecule: messenger RNA, 600 nt
Organism: Didymodactylos carnosus
Lineage: Eukaryota; Metazoa; Rotifera; Eurotatoria; Philodinida; Philodinidae
Source: the annotation of a GenBank genome assembly